AUGGGAGAUUCAAAUAGAGAAGAGAAAGAUGCAAGUCCGCGGUCACUAGAGUACAAAGAACUUUUGGACGAGCUUUUGUUUUUCAACGAGGAAAAAGUGGUUAUCUUAAAUUCCAAGCCUUCCAGCAGGACUUUCGCCAUCUGGUUCAUGAUUUCUAGCUACUUCCCCGUCUUGACUGCGUGCCUGGGACCGAUUGCAAACACAAUAGCUGUGGCUGGCGUUGUAGACAAGUGGAGACAGGAUACGAGUGGCCGCGAAUUGCAUGAUCCAAAAGGGAUUUACGAAGUCAACGUUAUCUCAUUAGUCUUGGGAUGCUUUUCGAACUUUGUGCUGCUACUGCAUUUCUCGCAGAAAGUAAGCUAUACUACAGCACAAGUUUGCAAUAUCUUGGGCUGGACAAUAGCUGGAGGGAUGCUGCUUGUUGAUCUAGUGGCUUGCGCAAAAAAUGAUUUUGCUGCGGAAGUCCAUAAGACUAUAGGUUUUUGGUACGCCGUUCUCACUGUCUUACUGUACUUCGGCUGUACAAGUCUUCUAUUAAUUCAUUACGGGGGCUACAAAUUCAAUAAAUACCCCGCGACGUUCAACUUGACUAAUAGCGAGCGCCAUGUUAUGGUUUUCACUUUCAUUCUAUCGCUCUGGUUUAUUUGGGGGUCGGCAAUGUUCUCUCAAAUAAUCGAUCUGUCUUUCGGUGAAGCUCUCUACUAUUGCGUUGUAGUAAUACUGACUGUCGGGCUUGGUGACCUUUUACCAACAAGCGUUGGAGCGAAGAUUGUUACGCUCGUCUACUCGCUGUCAGGAGUCAUUAUCCUAGGUUUGAUAGUCGCACUUACAAGAUCAAUUAUUCAAACUUCUUCAGGACCGAUUUUCUUUUUUUAUCGAAUUGAGAAUGCACGCACAAAGGUUUAUGAAGAUCUGAUCUCCAACGAGAAGAAUUUGAGCUCGCAGCAGGCUUUCGAUGCUAUCACGAACAUCAGAAAGGUCUCUAAGUCAAAGCAGCAAAGACUUACAAUCUUUACUGUCAUAUGCAUCUUCAUAGCAUUUUGGGCCCUAGGGGCUGUUGUAUUCUCUUUCGCUGAAAACUGGUCGUUUUUCAAUGCCGUCUAUUUCUGCUUCUUGUGCUUGAUCACGAUCGGGUUUGGUGAUUAUGCCCCUAAAUCUGGUUGUGGUAGAGCGUUCUUUGUAAUAUGGGCAAUCAUGGCGGUUCCUCUGAUGACAGCAAUGAUAAGUACUGUCGGUGACACGUUGUAUGCAAUGGCAGACGGCAUAGAUCUUAGUGCUGAUUAUGCGACUAGAAAGUCGCGUUCCUUAUAUCAUACUUUGCGAUCAGCCUGGAGAAGAGGCAGCCCUUCGAGUUCAAGCCAUUGUGGAAGUAAUGAAAACGAAGUCAAGUCUGCACUAGCUGGUCCCGAAUCGGAAGUCGGCAUAAUUCGAAAAAACCCGCCCAGUUCAGGUGAUACGGCGGACUUUCCAAGUUCCUUUCAAGACCAGGUAGAAAAGAAACUUGAUGAGUAUUUGGCAGUUGUUCGGUGGCUUCGAAAACUCUCCCGUCAGGAUCCUCACCAUAAGCUCUCUUUUGAAGAAUGGCUUGAAAUUUUUACCGCUCUCGAAGAUGACGAGGAAAUGAGCCACGAAUUACCUAAUUUUUGGUUAUCGUCAAAGUCCCCCCUUCGAUUCCCUCUUGACGAGCCACGAUUUGUCAUGAACACAUUGUUGAAGAAACUCGAAUCAGAUUUAUCACAAUUACUAGAAAAGCGUACGCCCCAGGAAGAGGAAGCGGCUAAUGAUAGCUCGUGA
Molecule: messenger RNA, 1794 nt
Organism: Lachancea dasiensis
Lineage: Eukaryota; Fungi; Ascomycota; Saccharomycetes; Saccharomycetales; Saccharomycetaceae
Source: the annotation of a GenBank genome assembly